AUGCCAAUCAAAGGUAUUCCAAUUCCAUCUGUUGCCCGUAAUGGUGUCGGAGCAUUUGUGAAGCCAUGCUACAAAAUUACCAUUCAAUACUGUAACUGGGGUGGAUCAUCAAAUGGUGUUAGACAAUUACUUAGCAAUGGGAAGUUAAACAACUUGGCCCUUGAAAAUCGGGAAAUAAUGUUUAAUAUCGUAAAGCAAAAAGGUCAUCCAAGAUUAACAUUCCAUUAUAAUAAUGAUUCCGUAAAGGAAAUUGAAUGUCGGAAUAAUACUGAUGGUGAAAUAUUGAAGAAGCUUAAAGAAUACUCACAAAAUAGUGGUAACAAAUUAUUCAAAUAUAAUCACAAGGUUCUUUCUAUCAAUGACUCUGUUAGAGGUAUUUGGUCCCCUAUGCAUAUUCCAAAGGAGCAUAGACAUAAAAUUUAA
This is a messenger RNA of Lizanozyma spartinae, 423 nucleotides long. It is a transcript of the gene MRPL51, whose product is annotated as mitochondrial 54S ribosomal protein mL43. Gene Ontology annotation, biological process: mitochondrial translation. The transcript has a single exon. The record is from RefSeq and is a predicted model, not a curated record. Bases 1 to 423 code for a protein of 140 amino acids. NCBI's taxonomy places the organism in Eukaryota, Fungi, Ascomycota, Pichiomycetes, Serinales, Debaryomycetaceae. Gene Ontology annotation, cellular component: mitochondrial large ribosomal subunit. Gene Ontology annotation, molecular function: structural constituent of ribosome.